UUUGCAAUUGUUGUGUGCUACCAAAAAUGGAUCAGCACGUCGGACGAAAAGUUCAGAUAGUUCUUCACGAAGGAGAUGUUAUUAACGCAUUUGUCCAUUCUUUCAGUACUCAAAAUGGGCAGAUUUCUCUUGAAAAAGUUGAGUGCAUUGAAAAUGGCGCCAAAAGGAAACUGAUUGGUCUUCAACAUUAUUAUGCUGAUGAGAUUGCUACGAUUGUGACUCUGGAGGAUGUGUCUAAGAAUAAAGGCAAACACGCUCUUGCUGAUGAAAAGACUGUCAGGGGGCAAACUAUUUUGAAGCCAAAGUAUUCCCCGGCACAUCUGAGAAGGCUAGGGUUCUUGGACCCAGCCUCGCUGCUACUGAAAAAUGCCAGGCUGGAUGACAUGGGUUCCUCGGGCGAUGAAGGGGUUGCCAGUGAUUCCGACCCUGACUCUGUGCCGAUCAUCAACAAGAUCAGCACACUGUUCCACCAAGCCAUAGAAGAAAUUCAGAAGUUUUCUGUGGUUGCCUUGGCAAUGCAGGGUGUUUCAAUUGGUCGGAAAGGCAAGCUAAGCUGGCUUCAGAUACAAGCCGGAGGUCAUGUGUUCUUAUUUGAUGUACUGAGAAUGGGAAAAGCCUGUUUUGACGGGGGCCUAACAUCUAUCUUGGAAAAUGAAGAAAUCCUGAAGGUUCUUCAUGACUGUAGAAUGGUGUCCGAUAUGUUACAUCACAAGUAUGGUGUCGACCUUGUAAAUGUAUUCGACACUCAGGUAGCGAAUGUGUUUGUGUAUCGGCUGCGGAACCAUUAUGACUGGCCUCGGUAUACAGAGUCGCUGGCUGCGUGCCUUAUUAAACACCUUGGGCUCUCUAAUGAGGAGGUGACAUGGGCUGUCGUCAGGCACAACUGCAAGGAGGCGGAUGAAGAGGUCUGGCUGGAACGACCGCCACGGCCAGCACUCAUCGACAUUGCAGUGAAGAAUGUGAAGCAUCUGCUCGAACUCCGCUCAAUCCUUAUGGAGAAAAUGCUUGAGGAAUAUGUGGCCGGCGUUAAUAUCUUCCUGAUGCAUGUGAGAGAUGCAAGUGACGGAGAUGCUGAAAGAUAUUUGGGAAUGUCCCAUCUGCUGCCCAUGGCCUUCCAAAACCUUCGCUGCUUUAUGAAUUCCUAUACGCGCCCAGAUCGUAUUGCCCAUCCCUCAGAGAAAAAUAAAGACAUGUAUGGCUUUCGGGAAAACUGCUCUGGAAUUCUGCAGCCAAAUGUGUACUACUCGAAAGACUCAUUGUGGCAUGCUGGCUCAAGGAAGAAAGAUCUCCAGGAAAAACACACUCGGGAGAAUAAACCACCCUCAGACACCACUGGUAAACCGUCCACUUCAUCUCUACCAGCAACACCUAGUGUUCCUUCAGCAAACUUUGCCAUAGAAAAUUCCUCAGUUUCUCAACCUCCUUCUUUAACUAGAAAUUAUCCUGAAAAAAAAUCUGAUCUACUUAGAUCUCAGAGUUCAUCUAGUAUUGAAACAGCUGAUAUUCCUAGUCGAAGGAGUCUUCUCGCCAGACCUGAUGAUGAUCUAGUAAAACAAACUGUUCAAGCCAUGAAUUCAGGUAAACUUUCAAACCUGCCAAUGAAUUGUAUUGAUGAAUCAGUGGCACCAUCAUACUCACAUGACAUUUAUAAUCGAUCUCCAGAACAGCUAUUGGAUGCUCAAGAUGGACCAGAGCUCUCAGGUGGAGGUCUCAUGCGUGCCUUAAUCUAUGAGCAAGACCCGAAAGGUUUUGAAUCUCAUGUUGACAUAACAGAGUUUGAAGUGAGGCCUGCUGGAACGAAUGUUAAUGUUAGAUCAAAUAGGAAGAAAAAUAGCCAAUCCACGGAUUAUCAAGGUUUAGCAUUUCAGAACCCAGUUGCGCCACUAUCUGAAAAUGUUGAAGCAAAGCCCAAAUCUGUGCUUGUGUCCCCUCAUAAACAUUUCAGAUCACCAACUCAGAUGCCGUGUCUCACUGACCAGGAAAUACAACUGCUCAGACAGAGGGAAGAAAUACAAGAGCUUGGUAAACAAAGUUACAGAGUUGGUCAGGGGAGGGAAAUGCCUGUUGAUCCACCUCAAGGGAGAGAAUAUCAGCCUCAGUCAGCUCAAGGGAGACCACCUACAGGAUUAACUAGGGAGAUAGUGCAGCAUUCAGCUGGUAGGGGGAGGUUACAGGAUACUCUUAGUACUAAAAGAGCUCAGGACAUGCCACAUCAACAGCAAAGUGCCUUAUACCCACAUAGCAAUAACUUUUCUCAGGAAACUUACAUGGAAUCUCAGGCAUCCUCAGCAAACAGCAGUGGUCUGUAUUUGAGAAACAAACACUCUUUUGGUGAAAGCCAGUCUCAGCAUGAUGUUCAGGGAGACAAGACUGACCAAUUGGUAUUUGAGCCCCAGUCUCGGCCCCGUGGUCGAAGGUCACUGAAUGUGCUCAUGGGAAGUCUUGGUAGAGGUUUAAGGAGAAGCACCGCAGGUGACUCAGACUCUGAUGAUGGGGCUGCGCGUCGGUUGGCCAUGAUUGAAAUGUUGAGGCAGAAUAAUAUGUAAUAUACGCAGUUCUCAGGGUGGGCUUUUCACAAAUGUUUGAUGCCCCAGUUUUGGUUCCAAAUCAAAAAUGAAACCUGUUAAGAAUGUUUGUCCUUUUAACAUGAUAGUCAAGUAAGAUUUAGCGUGGAUGUUUUGUCAAACACUUGGUCACUCGGUCAAAUCUAAGAAAAAACUUAUUAACACUAGAGGCAAUAAUUUUGGUCCCAUAUCAUUGAAACUGGGUCAGAAUUUUUUCUCUCCAUUACAUCUAGGUCAAGUUUGAUUCUAUUUCAUAUGGUGUACAAAACUAGUUUUGUUUAGGUGAACUAUAUAGAAAUCCUGUAUUAGCUAAUUUUUUCUAUACAAAAGUUACAAGUUAUAGAAUUGCCAAAACCAGGCAGGCAGCUUUACAGGAGGACGGGCAAUCAGGCAGAAGCAAAACAAUUCUGUAUUAAACUUUUUAUUCCAAGUUAUAAAGUUGUUAUAAAACUUUGUCAGAAUACUUGAAUGUUGUCGUGAAUAUGGGUCACCUCAGGUCAAAAACUAGGUCAGAAGGUCAAAUCUAGGGAAAUAUUUACCCCAUGUCAGAAAUCCAUUUUUUUCAAGUUUUUCUUCUUCAGGAUAUCUUAGUCACUUGAAGUAUAAUAAAAUUGAAGCAAAAAAUACAUUUUUUUUUUUUCUGCAGGAUGUUUAAACAAAAAUUCUCCAAAUUAGGUCACUUGCUCAAAUGUUAGGUUUGCAAAAUGACAUCAUAAAAUGUAAAAUCUGGCUUAAAUACGGCUUUGCCGCAGUGGCAUCUUGUUUAAAUUUCAGCAUCAAUAAGUUAUAAAUAAUAUUUAUCAAGCAGUGGACAAAUGAUUCCAGGAUCAUUAAUGCUCAGGUGAGCAAUUUAGGACUCUGUCUUGUUGGGUCUGAGGGCGAAAGGACUCAUGUGGAUAAGGUGUCUCAUAUUGAAGAGGUAAUAGGUUCAAGCCACACUAGGCGCACAUUCUCUUGUCUUGAUAAAAUGUCCAGAGUACUGGUCUACACAGAACACAGACUCAUGAUCACAUUUUUCUCACAUAUUAAUACCUAUUACAUCAUCCAUGUUUCCAUAGUUACCAAGUUAUUAGCCAGGACUUAUUUGGACAAAAUUAAUACCAUCCGUAUCAAAGUGACUGAUUGAUAAAAAAAAAUAAUAUUAUUCAUCAAAUUUUUCCUCAUUAUGUCUCCCAAUCAAGAAAUAGGCCAUCAAUUAUUAUCCGGGACAAGUCACACACUUUGCUGACAUUGAUGACCCAUAUUUUAAUCUUGAUCAAAAGUCAAUUACUGUCAUUGUUCGAGUAAAACAAACAAUUGAGAAUGGAAUGACUCAGGGUGAUCCAGUUUAAAACCAGUGUUAUAUAGUCCAGAAGUUCAGUUUUUAGAUUGUUGUUCAAAUUCUUUGGAUCACGGCAUUUUGAAAAGCAAAUAUGUAAUGCAGAGUAAACAUGUUAUUGAUGAGUUGCUCAAUAAGGGCAAUAUUUAUUUUGUGAAUUUUAUCAUAAAUAACUGACUCACUCACUGAUUGUUGGGUAUUGUUGUCUUUUAAAUAGUUUGUGUUUUUCCAUUGCUGCCAACAUUAUCAUGUAAAAUAGAUUCCUCUUUGUCUUUUCAAAUCAAAUAAUCAAAAUAGAUAAAAUAAUCGAAAGGUUUCUUUAAAACUUCGUUGAGCAUGAAUAAAUUUGAGUCUUGCAUUUGGAUUUCUCCUGUGUUUUGGGAUUAUUAAAUACAAUGUAUACUAGAAAUGUUGGACGUCUUUUAAAUCAUGUAUAUAUUUUUUCAUUUUUCAACAAUUUUGUUUUUUGUUUUAUUAGAAUAAUACAUGGUUGACCAUGGAUUUCGGUUGAUUAUUGAUCCAGUGGAAGGAAUAAUUGCCCAAGGCAUGGGCUUGUAUAAAUGUUUGCUUACCAGGUAUUCUUCGGCCAUUUUUUAUUUUCGUGAAAACGACGACAUUUUGCAUGAUUUCGUCUUUGUUGGGUAAUUAUGUCAUAAUCGCCCUCAAGUUUCUUGAUAAUCGCACAGCUGGACAUGAUAAUCAUUUUUGCAUGAACAAAUUUCUGAAGUAAAAUGUUACUAUAAUAGUAACAUGUGUAUAAUUGUGUGAUUAAAAUAAUCAAAACAUUCGCCCACCCUGUAAAGCACUUGUUUAGCAUUUUCAUUUAUUUUAGUUCUUCAUAAAAAUAAUAUUUUGUGUUUAAAUGGAGCUUAUAAUAGUAAGGCUAAUAUUUUUGUCUGAAAAUGAGCAAUUUAAUUAUUUAGCAGCAAUAUUGAAAUGCUUAUGAACUAUCUCUUUCAGCGGAUAAUUAAUGAUUUUUUACCACUAAAAAAAAUGGAAAUAGUUUCACUCAAAAUACUCGCUUCAUCAUGUUAAAUUUAGUAGAAAUUAGAAACAAAUAAAACUUUGUUUGCAGUUGGGAACAUUUUUAUUUUAUAUUUGAAAGGAUUAUAUUUUUCUAAAGGGGCGAAUUAUUUGUACAGUACGUUUUCAUAACAAUGGGUUAAAGUGAAUUUAGCACAGGGUUUGGUUCUGAAGCUAAACAUAUAUUAUACAAAACAUUCAAUAUUUUGAGAAACACUUCAUUUUGGGGCGUAAAGGGGUCCCUUACCAAUAUGGGGUCUGUCCAUUCUGUAUUUUUGAUAGUUUUGAUAAUAAAAUAUGUUCUGUUU
Molecule: messenger RNA, 5213 nt
Organism: Mya arenaria
Lineage: Eukaryota; Metazoa; Mollusca; Bivalvia; Myida; Myidae
Exons: 12
Coding region: 27-2546 (839 amino acids)
Biological process (GO): nucleobase-containing compound metabolic process
Molecular function (GO): nucleic acid binding; 3'-5' exonuclease activity
Source: RefSeq, a predicted model, not a curated record